Molecule: messenger RNA, 3439 nt
Organism: Odontomachus brunneus
Lineage: Eukaryota; Metazoa; Arthropoda; Insecta; Hymenoptera; Formicidae
Exons: 3
Coding region: 1863-3389 (508 amino acids)
Source: RefSeq, a predicted model, not a curated record
AGGCCCCGGUGGCGCGUUAACCUCCCGCUCGUACGCAGUACGCUCUCGACUCUCGCGCAGGCCAGGUUGCACCAAUCCCGUCAGUCGAUCCGCCGACCACGUGCAUCCCGCCACGACAGGCGAAACGCCACGAGAGAGAAAAGCCACCGACGAUCGCGCGCACGUGCCUCUCGUAUAGCGACGAGGAACGUCUCGCCAGACCAGACGGGAACGAUAAUGGUGAAUUCCUGCCGAUAAAGGAAGCUUACCGCGACGGAUGUAACGCGCGCGCGUCUUGUCGCCAAACACGUUCGACGAUCAAUCGUUCCACGAUGAUUACAAGGUGAAGUCAACGGAGGUGCGCCAGUGCGAGUAAUGAGCAUCGAGCUCUGCUAGUUCUCGAGCGACGUUUCGAGUGAUACACGAAGGAUAUAUUUUCAAGUGCGCGCGGCUAGAAUUCAAACGGACGUUGCAAAUUAAUUCGCGCGAGACUCCGAUCUCUUCGGCCGCGAGCGCUUUUCGCGCGCAUUACACCGUGACGCCAGCGGACGAAUUUAAUUCCGCGGCGGCUUUCUCACGGCUGUGAGAAAUCAGCCUGGGACGAUUAAAUGAUGAAGAGGAGGUGGGCCGCCGUCAUUCUUCCCGGUCGGGGCGUUCCACUUUCGGUGCCGGCGCGUGAAAUCGACGGGACGAGGCGAAAAUGAAUUCGAAACGGUCACGCCAGUGCGUGGCAGCACGUGAGGCCCGCUUCUUGCCGCGGCGAGAGCGCGACCGCGCGGCGCGGUAACCUUCGAGAAAGAAAGAGAGAGAGAGAGAGAGAGAGAGAGAGAGCGGGUCCUUUAAAUUGUCGCGCUCCGACGAGCUCUCGUGGCGAAAAAAGGGAACCGGUCAGAAAAACCGUCUCGCCGGAGAUCGAUCGGCCGGAACGGGUCGGAAUAAUUGAAUUAUCGAAAGUGCGGAGGCACGGAGAGCAGUCCCCGUAGAACGACCAUACAUGGUCGUCCUCUGCCUACGAGAAGGCUUCCUCGCGGAGGAAGAAGCGGGAGCGUCGUCGUCGUCGUCGCGUGGGAGGUCGAGCAUCGUGCGCGGUGCUUUUUACGCGGAGCUGAGGAGAGACAGAUUCGUGCGGAACCCACACACGCGGUCAGAGCGGCACUUUCAAUCGCGGAUCUUGCUCUCUUGCCUGCGACGGGAGCGGUAGCGCAAGCGUGUGCCUCACUUGUGCGAGCGAGUUGUAUUUCGCAACGAACGAAUCUUCCAGGAAAAACGCAGCUUUCUCAACUCUUUCCUCGGCGCGUCGAGAAGGACGCAAGGACGCGACCGAAGACGACCGACAGAUCGAUCCGGAUGAUCGGCGGUGGAACGAGGGGAACCUGAUUCGGAGCGAGUUCGCGCUGCCGCCGAGCAGCCGGCACGAAUAAUUACAACUAGUUGGUUAGCGAACGCCGCUAAAUCUCCGCGGUAAAUCCCGCUGGGUGAACGAGUGAAUUCACUCAACCGAGUGAGACGAGGAAGAAGGAGGAAGAAGGAGGUGCAGGAUAUACGAGGGAGAAAAGGAAAUAAAAUGGAACCGUGUGCGCGACCUGCGAACCUACGAACAGUCUGGGAAAGCGCGUGGAGAAUUGCACGCGAAGUCAAGUGACCCGCCGUGGAGUCGCGACGCACAGCGUUCACCUGUCAACGCCUGACAUGCAGUCGCGCCGGAGUGCAUUGGCGAAGUUCGCUCGCGGGGAAGCCUCGCGAAAUAAAGCGCGCGUUGUGCGUUGACGUUGCUGUUGCUCGUGACAAACGCGCCCGAGCGCGCCGCCAACGAGGUGGUUCUUCCACUGCCGGCAGAAAAACGAGAUAAAGCGGGACAAUAAGAAGGCGAGAAAAGAACGAGCAUGCCGCUCGCGGGGACCAGGAGAUUAUGCAGAGUGGGACUCGCCGCGGUCUUGGUCACCGCGCUGUGCGUCCUGACUCUGCUAGACUCGCCGCCACGACUCCCGGAUCCUACGACCGAUCUUCCUCCCACGCCUGGUGGCGAGCCGCCGGGCACAAGAAGCAUCGUCGCUUAUUCGUGGGCACGGAGAUUGGCACUCGAUUACAGGCCCACCAAGCAGUGCGACGGUAAUGGAACGCGCGAAAUGGCGUUAAACGCGUACAAGCCGCCCGGCACGAAGUGGCUCGAGACAAUCCCGGGACGGCUCUUCCUGUAUAGCGCCCACUUGGACCUCAGAGUCGCCGGUUACCCGAGCAUCAGAGUGAUUGGCGUUAAACGAGGAACCCUGCCGCCCUCUGCGCUCUUCUGCACUAUAUGGUACCGGGAGCACGGCAGGACGCGAUCCGUGAGUGUGGAGGCGCUUGUCUCGACGAUCUGGUUGGACGAGUGGGGUAGUACGGAGGACAAUUACACCGGAGUGCUCGUCAACUGUCAACUGCCUCUGGACGGCUCGAUACGCUCGCAGCCGUCUCGGGUUUACGUAGGUCCGAACACCUGUUACGCGAAUGCUAGUCAUAGUUUAACGACCCGCUCCGAAUUCGGCGACGAGCCGUCCGGCCGGAAGAGGCGGUUCACUUUGUGCAUCAAGGGACUGGACUUCGACGAGGACAUCUCGCGUAGGCUCAUCGCCUUCGUCGAGCUGCAUCGUAUUCUAGGCGCCAAGCUCUUCUACUUCUACGUGUUCAACGUGCACGAGAACGUGCUGAAGGUGUUGCGUUUGUACGAGCGGUCGAACGUGGUGCGAUGGUUCGCGCUUGAUCUACCCGGCGACUUGCCGAACGAGAAAACGGCUAGGAGGCAGUUCUUUCGCGAGGAUAUUUGGACCAAGAGGCGAAUGGAACUGAUACCCUACAAUCAUUGCUUCUACGAGAACCUUCACCGGUCGGAGUUCGUGGUGCCGAUCGACAUCGACGAAGCGAUCGUGCCGACGCGCAGGAAAACUUGGCACGAGCUGCUACUCGACGAACGCGCCAAGCUCGGCAGGAGUUUCAAGGACUUCGCCUCGUACUCUGUGCGCAAUGCCUAUUUCUUCCCCGAGCUGCAGAACAAGAGCCAGACCGAUCAGCUCGCCGGGUCCGACGAGCAGUCUGGUCGCUUGGCCGACCCGUACCCGGAUUACCUGGACACCAUGCGAACGGCCAGUAUCUCGCCCGAGGGCGACUCGGUGAAGAGCUUCGUUUCCACGAGGCGCGCGCUAACGGUGCACAAUCAUUAUGCCCUGACCACGCUGAACCCGUCCACUAGACGGGCUCAUCAUCUAGACUCGAACGACGUACUCAAACACCACCACCGAGCGUGCGACAGCAGACAUCUCGACUGCGAUCUCCUGAUGGAAGACGUUAGGAUCGACGAAUCCGCUCUACGCUACGCGGACGAGCUCAAGACGAGAAUGAAGAUCGCACUGGCCGAUCUCGACGCCUUGCCAUAGAUUAUAGUGAUAUUGUAAAUAAUAAAGAAAACCAUGCCUCUUUCCCGAAA